This is a messenger RNA of Acanthosepion pharaonis, 630 nucleotides long. Lineage: Eukaryota; Metazoa; Mollusca; Cephalopoda; Sepiida; Sepiidae. The record is from the annotation of a GenBank genome assembly.
AUGAACUCAGGGUCUGAAUACACAUCUACCAGAUUUCUUUCAAUAGAUUCCUUUUUGCCUCCUUUCUUCUGUGUCUUGUCUCACCGUGUACCCGACCUCUACAACAAUCUUGUCUCAUCCAACAAUAAAUAUAAAAGCAACAUUGUUCCUCGUUUUCCCUCUUUCGGGAUUUUUUUCCCUCCUCCGUCUGAUCUCUUCCCCUUUUCAUCCUCUUUCUGUUUAAUUCGUCCUCUUUUUCAUCUUCCUCUCUCUCUCUCUCUCUCUCUCUCUCUCUAUCUAUCUAUCUAUCUAUCUAUCUAUCUAUCUAUCUCCCUCUCUUGCUAUCAUUUUGUUUUAUAUGUCUCUGUUCAUCUCGAUUUCUCCUUUGUAAUCGAAACUAAUAAUAUUAACAUUCUGUCAUCAAAUGUCUCAAUUUUUUCUUUUUUUAAAUGCAUUGAUUGCUCCCUCUUUUACUUGUAUUUAUUUUUUCCUAUCGGUUUACAAUUAGCAAUAUAUACACAUAUCUAUAUCAAUGUUCAAAUCUAUCUAUCUAUCUAUCUAUCUAUCUAUCCAUAUAUUUGCUUACACACUAUCUAUCUAUCUAAGUCUAGUGAUAAUGCUAAUUUGAGAAGCCCGAAACUGAUUACAUAA